AUGCAGGUCGCACCCUCCGGAAUGGCUGGCUUCGAGGGUCGCGCCUCCUCCUUCACGCCCACCCAGCCGCAAACCCAUCGGUCGCUGUACGGGGACAGCGGACCGCCGCAACAGAAUGGCUUUGCCAGGAGCUUCCCCGAGGGCAACGGCUUGUCGCAACACCACAUGGAUCAUCCGCCGCAAAUCUACACUGCCGUGUACUCCAACGUCAAUGUCUACGAAAUGGAGAUCAACGGCAUUGCCGUCAUGAAGCGCCGUUCCGAUUCGUGGCUCAAUGCGACACAGAUUCUCAAAGUUGCGGGGGUGGACAAGGGAAAGCGAACGAAGGUCCUGGAGAAGGAGAUCCUGACUGGGGAGCACGAGAAAGUCCAAGGUGGCUACGGCAAGUACCAGGGCACCUGGAUCAACUACCGUCGCGGUCGCGAAUUCUGCCGGCAAUACGGCGUCGAGGAUCUUUUACGCCCUCUGCUCGACUAUGGCGUCGAUGGCGGGUCGCAGGGACACGAGGUCGAUACCCCUACCAAGGAGCAGGCCAUGGCGGCGAACCGGAAGCGCUUCUAUGCCAGCACCAUGGACGGCCGAACUCAGAGUGCUGCUGCUGGCGGCACCUUCUUCUCCAACAUCUCCUCCACUGCUUCCAAUGCAAUCGCCGCAAUGAACAAGGUUGCCCGCAUGAACUCUCCCGCGCCACGCCCUGGAAGUGCGCAGCGUCGUCACAUGGCAUCCACCCCUUCACGCCCUGGCUUUGGAAGCCAGGAGUCCUUCCGUGGCGAAAGCCAGCAGAGCGUUCCAGGCCUGCGCUCAGAGCGCAGCUUCAGUGCCAACGGCGGCGAUUCCACAUAUGCGACCCAGACCCAGGUCGAUGGGCCUAUCGACGGCGCUGAGCCGCCUCGUAAAAGAUUGCGCCAGGAAGAAUCUUUUGCGCAACGCAACGGCGAUGGUGAGCUCAUUCGCGACGGUUCUCCCACGGAGCCUAGCGAAUCCUUCGUAUAUCACCAGGCAUUACACCAUCUCUCCACCGUUGAUGGCGAUGUGCCCGCAGCCUUACCUCCUCUCCCGGGACCCGCCGACCCCUCGUCGCAGGAGAAACAGGCUGCGCUGCUCGACCUCUUCCAAGACAACCAGUCACGCACUGACUAUUCGAAUCACCCUGCCAUUGUCCAUCUUUCAGGGACCGACCUCGACAUGCCGCUAGAUCAGUCCGCAAAUACUGCUCUGCAUUGGGCGGCAACGUUGGCCAGAGUGUCUAUUAUGCGUUUGCUAAUUUCCAAAGGCGCAAACAUCUUCCGUGGCAACGCUGCCGGUCAAACCCCACUGAUGGCUGCCGUAGCAGUCAACAACUGCCUUGACCACAGCUGCUUUCCAGAAUUACUGGAAUUGCUUGCACCGCUCAUUGAAGUUAGGGAUGAUUCCGGCCGGACCAUCCUGCAUCAUAUCGCUGUUGCCUCGGGUGUCAAGGGCCGAGCAGCAUCGAGCAAGUACUACCUUGAAGCCCUCCUUGAGUUCUUGGUGCGCAGCAACACCGGUCAGAGCAGUCAGUCUUCCUUUGAGGGCAGUACAUCAAAGCCUAUCGGCCUGAUGAGGUUCAUGAGCGAGAUGGUAAAUGCAAGGGACGUUGCCGGGAAUACUGCGCUCAACCUAGUCGCGCGCAUCGGAAACCGCAGUAUCAUCCAACAACUGCUAGAAGUCAAGGCAGAUCCCUCGAUACCCAACUACAAAGGACUGAGGCCCCUAGACUUCGGUGUUGGUGAGGAUCCCGAAAGGAACGGCCAGCAAACAUUGAGCCAGGUGGGAUCGCCGAGUAAGGGUAGAGGCCCGGCAAGCAGAGUGGAGGAGGCCAGCAGAGAGAUGAUGCCUGCCAUGUCUUCGUUCCUUUCCCAAACAGAAUCGCAAUUCAAUGCCGAAAUUCGCCUAAAGCAGGAUCUCAUCGAUCGCACCAAUGCCAGCAUUCAGUCCCUAUCGACCCAACAGCGCCAUCUCUCCAAUCUGCUUGCCUCUCUCCAACGCAGGCAACGGCUCCAUGCAGAGCGUAGCCAACGUAUCACCAAUCUCAAAAAUGCAAUCAAAGACCAACGCAGUCGCCUUGCUCGCUCCGGGGCCAUUUCGGUGGAGCAGGCCAUGAGUGCGUCCAAGGACAGCAUCAGAGUGGGUGACGCAGAUUCGGUGUCCCCAGUCCAAUCGAAGCUCGGCCAGCUACGGGACAUGUCGCCCGACUCGGCCAACAGUGUGGAUUUGAACGCUCUCUCAUCAUCACAGCACUCCUCACUCGUCUCCCUGCCAAGUGCCAAUACGCUGCGGGCCGCACUGUCGGCUUAUGACAGCAACAAUGCGGAGCUCCGGGCACGGGCGGCAGGCCUGCGAGAGCGCAAUGGCGAACUCGAGGCACAGUACCGUAAGGUCGUCUGUCUCUGCACAGGAGUGGCAGAGGAUCAAGUCGAAGUUUUGCUUGGCAGUCUUGUUAAAGCGGUCGAAAGUGAGGUUGGCGACGGGGUCGAGGUUGGCCGGGUGAGGGAAUUUCUUAGGAAAGUGGAUUUCGUGGAGAACUAG
Molecule: messenger RNA, 2547 nt
Organism: Lasiodiplodia theobromae
Lineage: Eukaryota; Fungi; Ascomycota; Dothideomycetes; Botryosphaeriales; Botryosphaeriaceae
Product: Apses transcription factor
Exons: 3
Coding region: 1-2547 (848 amino acids)
Cellular component (GO): SBF transcription complex; MBF transcription complex
Molecular function (GO): protein binding; transcription coactivator activity; DNA binding
Source: RefSeq, a predicted model, not a curated record